AUGCCAUCCACCAAAAAGAACUCUUCGGCUCCAUUGCUUAGCAAAGCAAGCAGACCUCAAACAAGCUCACCAUCGGCUUCUCAGACCGACUCAUCCCAAUCUAACGAUAAGAUGUCCGGCAAAGCGCAUAAACGAUCCCGAUCUGGUUGCUUCACUUGUCGUCUUCGCCGCAAGAAGUGCGAUGAAAAGCAUCCAGCAUGUGGCGCUUGUAUCAACCUCAGCGUGCGCUGCGAGUACAAGCGACCUGUCUGGUGGGGAAACGCGGAUCAGAGGAAACUCCAAAAGGAGCGAAUCAAGAACAAAAUUAAACAAACCAAGAUGAUCGAGCGCAAUGGUAGCCAAGUUGAGGCUUUCCGGAAUCGCCACAGCACAUUAACCUCCCCUACAUCUGGCUCGCCCGAAUAUGAUUUCAAUCGUCCCAUGUACUCGGAGCCUCACGACAUGUUCUCGGCUCAUUUGCCGGUCCCUGGCUUAGGAACUGCACCAUACGGCCCUUUUAUGUCCCCUUACGAGAUUGAUGUGAGGACCGAGAGACAAACAUACAUUAACGAUGUUCCCAUGCGUCAUGACUCGUCAACGUCGACAUUCAGCGCCUUCGCUCCCCCACAACUCAGCGCUCCCUUGCCAACGUUUGGUGAUGAAGGAUGGUUUGAAACUGAGGAAUACUUCAAUCAGGCAUCAUCCUUCCCUGAUAUGAAUGGUCUUGGCUCUUCUGUUGACCAAACAACGUUAUGGAUGCAAAGCGCCAUCCCAGUCUCUGAGCAAGAUCAGCCUCUUCUCGAUCAUUUCAUUCACAACGUCUUGCGGCAAAUUUUCCCCGUUUUGGAGGUCCAUCAACGAGGUCACGUACGCGCUCAGGCAAUUCUCCGUGCUUUGGAAACCAACAAAUGCUAUCUUCAUUGCUGUCUGAGCGUUGCAGCCAUUCACUUGAAGACGACCGAAGGCAUUGUAGGAGACCAGAUCGAUGAGGACAUCAUGCGCCACCGAUACGAGGCAAUUUCACAGCUGUGCCAGGCACUCGGCGAAGACACGAAUUUGGAGGAAAUUCUCGAUGCGACUCUUGCCAUGAUAUUUUUCCACUGCUCUGUGGGCCCUUCAGAUGACCAUCUCCCGGAUAUCCCUUGGUUCGAUCACUUCCAGGCUGCGUCCAACCUUGUGGAUAGACUGGGUCUUCCCGCACGUUUAAUGGAGUACCAAAAUGGAUAUAUGGUACCUUCAUUCAAUAUGGCCCUGACCUCAUGGAUCGACAUUCUUGGCUGCACCAUGACCGGCAAGACACCGCAAUUUGCCCACUCUUAUCGCGCAAAGCAUCUAAGCGGGACCGCCUCUGGCCUACGAGAGCUCAUGGGCUGCGAUGACAGAAUUAUGUACCUGAUCUCAGAAAUUGCCUGUUUGGAUUCUUUGAAAGCCGAGGGUCGAGUGGAUGAUCUGGCUGUGUGCUCUCACGUUCAGGCGCUGGGACGCCAAUUAGAAUACACUGAGCCAGCAGACCAGACCUUGGAGAAUCCGUUCUCGUCCGCCACCGGAUCUAUUCGUCCUGAAAUCCUCACGAAGACCAUGUCGACCAUCUUUCGGCUCGCUGCCCGGAUUUAUCUUUGCAGCCUCGUGCCGGGCUUCGACCGCAAUCAGGCUAGCAAUGAAAGUUUGAUUGCGGCCAUCACUCACGCUCUCCAGUUCAUUCCGGCUGGUCCCCAUGGCUUCGAUCGCUCUUUGGUGUGGCCACUUUUGAUGGCGGGCGUUUACAGCACGCCAUCCAGCUCCUUCCGGAGUGUCCUAGCUGAUCGCGCCGCCGCUCUUGGCGAUCAUGCUGAUCUGGGGAGCUUUGGACGCAUGUAUCGCCUUCUUCAAGAGGUCUGGCGACUGACCGAUGAUCCAGUCAACACGCAUGGUCUGCCCAGCGAGUCCUACAGCUCUUCACUCACGAGCCCGAUCAGCAGGCUUGAUCGGUCCGGUUCCCAAUCCCCUACUGGGACAGGGGCAACUCUAGGAGGAAGAGAAAUCAAGCGCCAACAAGUCCAGUGGCGGGACAUUAUGCGGCGCAACAACUGGCAUUACCUGCUCAUCUAG
Messenger RNA from Penicillium oxalicum, 2067 nucleotides. Its product is annotated as Zn(II)2Cys6 transcription factor. The coding region runs from base 1 to 2067 and encodes 688 amino acids. Gene Ontology annotation, cellular component: nucleus. The record is from RefSeq and is a predicted model, not a curated record. Gene Ontology annotation, biological process: positive regulation of transcription by RNA polymerase II. NCBI's taxonomy places the organism in Eukaryota, Fungi, Ascomycota, Eurotiomycetes, Eurotiales, Aspergillaceae. The transcript has 3 exons. Gene Ontology annotation, molecular function: transcription cis-regulatory region binding; DNA-binding transcription factor activity, RNA polymerase II-specific; zinc ion binding.